This is a messenger RNA of Cooperia oncophora, 645 nucleotides long. Lineage: Eukaryota; Metazoa; Nematoda; Chromadorea; Rhabditida; Trichostrongylidae. The record is from the annotation of a GenBank genome assembly.
AUGAUGACUGGCGAUACAAUCAAAGAUUAUGAUACCAUUACUCGCGUCAUAACAACAGCUACUCAGAUGUCCACAAGGUAUGAAUAUCUCCCACCACGUCUAUCACCAAGGACCCGGGAUCUCCUCCAGAGACGACGAGAGCUACGUCACGGAGAUAAUGGGAGGGGAAUCGUGGAGUAUGCUGAGAUUUGCAAGCUAGCCCGAAAAUCUAUCCAAGAAGAUUUGCGACAACGUCAUAUUCAAAUAUUUCGUCAAGCCAUCAAGUCCGGACGCCUUCGACCCACAAUUGAGGAAAAGUCAAUUCUACCACCGGAGCAGGCUGGUUUCCGCAAGCACUUCUCGACCAUAGAUCAUAUUCACACUAUUAAUAUGAUUACCGAGAAAUGUCACGAGUUCAAUAUAGAGCUAUGUGCCGUUUUCGUCGAUUUCAAGAAGGCCUUCGAUAGCGUGGAACUUCCAAUGAUAUGGAAAGCGUUGGAGUAUUUUGGUGUGGAGGAGAACUUGAUAAUGGCCAUACAACUGCUGUAUGCACACAGUACCGCUGCCGUCAGAAUAGCGAACCAACUAGCAGAGUUCAAUCUGCAGCGGGGUCAUGAUAGUCGACGAUGUUGCUUCCGUACCACGACCGUCAGCACUAUGGCGUAA